AUGGAGACUGAGCGUUGUUUGUCUUUCUCCGCGCCUUCAAACAGGAUCACGCCAGAGAACUCCCCGGGGUUGGAGCAUAAUUCCGGCUCUUUCUUUCAGUGUGACGACCUCCAAAAGUCCCCACAUCUUCCAUUACCGCAUCGACACGAGUUUUACAACGCGCAGUCUAUGGGACGCUAUGCUGACAGUGGACCUGCGGACUUUACGCACGGCGUUAGCACCACAACUCCCCGAGCCUCGCCUGUAAAGCAUUCAAAGUAUCUGGAUAAUAUGAGUCAGGACAAAAAGACUUCAUCGAUAAGUGAUAAGAACUCGUCAUUUUAUGACAAUAAUUCCGAUGGUGAUAAGUCCCUAUCCAAGCCCCUUGGCUAUCCCGCUCUAGAUUCGGAAUGCUGUGGAAAACUAAAGGAACCCUUGAGUGGUUUGCCUGGAGACUCUAUCGCUGACUCCAUCGACCUUUCAGGGAAGAACAAGAAGCGGCGAAACCGUACGACUUUCAGCACCUUUCAGCUGGAGGAGCUGGAGAAGGUCUUUCAGAAGACACAUUACCCAGAUGUGUAUGCACGGGAACAGCUGGCACUGAGGACAGAGCUUACAGAAGCAAGAGUGCAGGUAUGGUUUCAAAAUAGACGGGCCAAAUGGAGGAAAAGAGAACGCUAUGGAAAGAUGCAAGAGGUGCGAAAUCACUUUGCUGCUACAUACGAUAUAUCCCUUCUCCCUCGCUCGGACACAUACCAGAUGCAGAAUAACCUGUGGCCGGGCAGCGCAGGUACAGGAAGUGCAGGCGGAACAAGCAGCGGCUGUGUCCUGGGUGCAGAAAACAUGCCGUCUUCUUGCAUGACCCCUUAUCCCCAUGGCAACCUUCCUGGUCUCAUGGGUAUGUCUGCAUCCCCAGGUCAUCAUCAUCAUCAUCAUCAUCACCCACCCCAUCAUCCCAGCAUCAAUGGAAUAUACUCACUCCAUGGCUUCCCAGGAAGCCUAGGAGCCCAUUCCUUCGAACCAGGACCAGAGUCUGAAUACAAGCCCUCAGGGCUGGUGGCCUUACGCAUGAAGACCAAAGACCCAGGGAGCCUGUUAUCCUGGCCAACAUGACCAUGCAGCUGCUGUGAUAGCGAUGACAUCACUGAGCCAACAAACACUAAGCAUGCCUGCACAUUCCGGCACAACACUCCCUUUUUUACAGGCUCCCAGAUGUUUUUAGUGUACGGAUGUGCCAUGUGCCAUGACUCUUUGUUUUAUUCUGUGGAAGCAACUUAUUUGUUUGUGUACAUUUGUGAAAACCCGUGAGCAACCAUCGGCUUUGCACAUGAUUAGCCUUCCUGUAAAA
Messenger RNA from Triplophysa dalaica, 1327 nucleotides. RefSeq names its product ALX homeobox 3 (gene alx3). Gene Ontology annotation, biological process: regulation of transcription by RNA polymerase II. The coding region runs from base 1 to 1092 and encodes 363 amino acids. The transcript is spliced from 4 exons. Gene Ontology annotation, molecular function: RNA polymerase II transcription regulatory region sequence-specific DNA binding; DNA-binding transcription factor activity, RNA polymerase II-specific. The record is from RefSeq and is a predicted model, not a curated record. NCBI's taxonomy places the organism in Eukaryota, Metazoa, Chordata, Actinopteri, Cypriniformes, Nemacheilidae.